AUGAACUUCGCCUUCGUCACCCUGGAUGUCUUCACUCGCCAGAAGUUCACCGGCAACCAGCUCGCCAUUGUUCUGGUCCCGGUGGCUACUCGUAGUCUUCUGACCGAGGAGCAGAGACAGAAGAUUGCGACAGAGUUCAAUUACUUCGAAACCGUCUUUCUGCACGAAGUAGGUCAAGAUGACGAAGUCGCGGACUACGACAUAUUCACCGUACAUGCAAGAAUCCCCUUCGCUGGCCAUCCUACGAUCGGCGCUGCCAUCUACGUAUCGCACUACGCUCAAGAUCGCUACCCACAGGUCAAGACGCUUCAUGCCCUGGCCAGUCACAUCCCAUUGAGCUACGACGCGGCCAAUAGCAUUGCCUCCGUCGCCAUACCGCACGUCGCGCACGACGUGCGCAUCCAUCGCAAGCGCCUCGUCCAUCCUCUGUCCUCCGCCAACCCCAACGGCGAACCUACUGUUCCCCUAGUCUCCAUCGUGAAAGGCAUCACUUCGUCCUCGUGCAUGUAACAACCCUCGAAGCUCUUGGUUCGUUCACACAAGACGUGUUUCCUGGGGGGGGAGUCCUACAAUCAUACGGACCUCCUAGAUGCCGAUGGCUUCAAUGUUGGCCUGAUCGGCACGUUUUACUAUACUCCGAGAGGCCUCGAUCCCGACGCUCCAACGGGCGCCCAAGUGAGGCUGAUCCGGACGAGGAUGAUUGGCACAGCGGAGGAUCCUGGUACGGGGAGCGCGAGCGCAGCAUUGUGCUGCUAUCUGAGUCUGUUGGAGGGGAGGGAAAAGGGAGUCGGUCCAUUUGAAUAUCAUCUCGUGCAAGGGGUGGAGAUGGGUAGGCGGAGCGAUAUCUUCGUCCAAGUGCAAAGGACAGAGGAUGGUAGCGCGAUCCGAAGCGUG
Molecule: messenger RNA, 894 nt
Organism: Dichomitus squalens LYAD-421 SS1
Lineage: Eukaryota; Fungi; Basidiomycota; Agaricomycetes; Polyporales; Polyporaceae
Product: Diaminopimelate epimerase-like protein
Exons: 2
Coding region: 1-510 (169 amino acids)
Biological process (GO): biosynthetic process
Cellular component (GO): cytoplasm
Molecular function (GO): isomerase activity
Source: RefSeq, a predicted model, not a curated record